Linum trigynum is the source of this 303-nucleotide messenger RNA. The record is from the annotation of a GenBank genome assembly. Lineage: Eukaryota; Viridiplantae; Streptophyta; Magnoliopsida; Malpighiales; Linaceae.
AUGGAAGCAACGCCUUUCAACGAUGAGAUUGCGACGAAAUCAGGGGGGAUUGGCCAUGCAGAUGUUGUUCCUCCUUUGCUGCAGAUCUGGAAUCGAGUGGGAGAUAGAGCGGUGCCAAUAUGGAGAUUCAGUGACCUAGGUCGACGAUUUUCUGCCGGGGAUUUGCCGGGGAAGAUGAUGAUGCGGCUGUAUGUAGGCGAAAGAUGGUUCGAAUGGAGAGAGGAGAAGGAGAAGAGAAGAUUUCUGUCGAAUUGGAAAUUUGGGACUGUGACUGGAGAAGAUUCCAUCGAAAGGGAAAGAUGA